AUGGCCGAGAAAUUGGCUCCAGAGAAGCGCCACAGCUUCGUUCACAAUGGUCAGAAGGUGUUUGAAUGGGACCAAACCCUAGAGGAGGUGAACAUGUACAUAAAUCUGCCCCCAAAUGUUCCUUCGAAGCAAUUUUUUUGCAAAAUCCAGUCGAAGCACGUCGAAGUCGGCAUUAAAGGCAAUCCUCCCUACCUCAAUCAUGAUCUUACAAGCCCAGUUAAGACAGACUGUUCUUUCUGGACACUAGAGGAUGAUAUAAUGCACAUUACACUGCAAAAGAGGGACAAAGGGCAGACAUGGGCUUCACCUAUAGUGGGGGAGGGUCAGCUAGAUCCUUACUCCACUGACCUUGAGCAGAAGCGCCUCAUGCUUCAGAGAUUUCAAGAAGAGAACCCUGGUUUUGACUUUUCACAAGCGCAGUUCAAUGGAGGCUGCCCUGAUCCGAGGACCUUUAUGGGUGGCAUCCGCUCUGAUUGA
Messenger RNA from Prunus armeniaca (apricot), 477 nucleotides. The record is from the annotation of a GenBank genome assembly. Lineage: Eukaryota; Viridiplantae; Streptophyta; Magnoliopsida; Rosales; Rosaceae.